AUGCCCGACGACGAACCGUCUAUUAACAUCCCCUCCCUCCUUACUCUCGCCGUCGUCUCUUUCUUCGUCAUUCGAUGGUUCCUCAAUCGGGAUGGCGACUCCGACGCAGGAACUGGCCGUAGCCGUACUCGUGGCGCAGUCGACCCAGCCCAGGUGGAGCAAGUAUCCCAGAUGUUCCCUCAAUUGAAUACACGCGACAUCAUGUGGGAUUUGCAACGCAAUGGAGGUAACGUUGCGGCGACCACGGAGAGAGUCUUGACUGGACGGGGAUUGGAAACGCCACCACCUUCUUUCCAGCCCCAGAUCGCAAUCCCCCACGCCGGUACACCAGCCACUCAGACGACAUCCACGUCGACAGCGACGGCGAAAAAGGAUGGCCAGGAUUUGAUCUCGCGGUAUAAUCUCCAGAGCAAGAUGGACUCCGUUGGCCCCAGAGACGCCCAGACUGUGUCCGGUGGAUGGUCGCAGAAUAAGGAGGAGCGUCAACGUCUACUACAGAAGCGCAGAGACGAUAUGAUUCUGGCAGCACGGAAGAGAAUGAUGCAGAAGGAUCAAGUCUCCACACAAUAA
This is a messenger RNA of Aspergillus tanneri, 570 nucleotides long. RefSeq names its product CUE domain-containing protein. Bases 1 to 570 code for a protein of 189 amino acids. The record is from RefSeq and is a predicted model, not a curated record. Lineage: Eukaryota; Fungi; Ascomycota; Eurotiomycetes; Eurotiales; Aspergillaceae. Gene Ontology annotation, molecular function: ubiquitin binding. The transcript is spliced from 2 exons.